UGACCAACGGUGAAGACAGCAUGGCAUGGGAAGCGCGCUGCAACCAGCAAGGCUACACAUACUAUGUCGACACAGAGACAGGAGUGAUGCAGUGGGCCCCGCCCCCCGCGCCCCCCCUCGCGACCGAGACCAUUGAGAUUGUGGAAGACGAUGCGCCAUGCGCCAGCGACUCGAGUCGCAGCGAAGCAGACAACACCAACGACGACGACGAGGAUGAUGAGGAUGAUGAUCAGUGUGAGACGCUUCUGAACUCGCGGGACCUUGACCAGACACUGGGCUUGCCCCGCCUUGUGCAGACCACUGUCUACCGCGCGCUCACCUGGGUGGUGUUAGAAGUCUGGCAAAGCCACCGUGAACUCGGUGCGUACCUCGCGCACGCCACCCAACGACUCCUGCACGGCUUGCCCCCCGUGGCAGCAUUUCUACGGCCGUCCCGCGCGACGCUCGUGCAUCCGCAUGCGAUUCCGACUUCGUUCAUUCCAUCAUCGCCCAAAAGCGCUGUUGUAGCUGAUGUGAGCGACGACGUUGCGUUAGGCGACGACAUGGCCUAACACGGCGACAGAGCUAGUUUCUUUCGUUUAAUAUCUACUGACAAUACUCUCCAGUUACAAAAGC
This is a messenger RNA of Saprolegnia diclina VS20, 615 nucleotides long. RefSeq lists its product as hypothetical. NCBI's taxonomy places the organism in Eukaryota, Oomycota, Saprolegniomycetes, Saprolegniales, Saprolegniaceae. The transcript is spliced from 3 exons. The coding region runs from base 21 to 551 and encodes 176 amino acids. Gene Ontology annotation, molecular function: protein binding. The record is from RefSeq and is a predicted model, not a curated record.